Messenger RNA from Trematosphaeria pertusa, 1220 nucleotides. RefSeq lists its product as uncharacterized. The coding region runs from base 7 to 1143 and encodes 378 amino acids. Gene Ontology annotation, cellular component: nucleus. The transcript has a single exon. The record is from RefSeq and is a predicted model, not a curated record. Lineage: Eukaryota; Fungi; Ascomycota; Dothideomycetes; Pleosporales; Trematosphaeriaceae. Gene Ontology annotation, molecular function: nucleic acid binding.
UACACCAUGUCUGACUCCUCCAGGCGCUCCAUUUCCACGUCGCCCACGCCUCCACCACAAUCGCUGACCGAGCUCCAACUCCUCUCGGCCUUCUUCUACGACAAGUCGCAGAAAGACGUCCUCAAACACUGCCUGGGUCUCGAGCCGAUCCCCGACGCACCAGCCCUGGCCAACUCCGCGAUCGUGGUCUGCUUCGACACAGAAGGCUGGACGGCCGAUCCCUCCAAGAUCACCGAGGUGGGCUUGAGCGUGUUCGACUCCCGCGACCUGCGCCCGCUGGAUCCAGGACCCCACGGCGAGAACUACCUCAAGCAGAUCUGGUUCUACCAUAUCCGCAUCCAACCAAAUGCGCACCUCCUCAACAUCCGCUUCUGCGUUGGCCACCCGGAGACGAACCGCUUUGGGCAGACGCGCUUCUUGACGCCGGAGGAGGCUCAGGGCUGUCUGAAGGAAUGUUUCGGCUGGCACGUCGACCCCAAGAAGCCGGAGCUGGGCUAUUGCCCGGUGGUCGUCGUGGGCCACGCGCUGGGUAACGACUUGCGGAAGCUGUACAUGACGCUGGGCUUCGAUCCGUACGCGCUCGGCAACAUCGUCAAGGUAAUCGACACGCAGCAGCUAGCUCGCCAAUGCGGCAAGUGGUCCCACGCAUUUGACCAAAUCGGCCUGGAGCGACUGGUCGGCCGCUGCGGCUUCGCCUACCGUGAUGCACACACCGCCAGCAACGACGCAGCCAUGACCAUCAUCAGCGCUAUCCAGAUGGUGCUCCCCAAGAACGUCGGCGUUGAUUCUGGCAAGUCUGUGCAAAACGUGGUGGACAUAGUCGAGAAGGCUAGCAAGGCGCACUCCUGGAGCUGGGGCUCUGCCAAGUACUGUCUGCGAUGCGGUAGUCGCGGCCACACCCAGAAGAACUUCAAGGGCAAGCCGUGUUAUGUCGCAGUGAAGUGCCACCACUGCGUGAACGCUGGACGAAUAGCGGCAUCGAAUAGCCACCGGACUGAGUGCUGCAUCUCCUACACGCUUGAUCAGGCGGUGCUCAACCGCGUCCCUAAGAUCAAGGUCGUUCCAGCUGGGGCCGACUCGCUGCAAGAGGGUGCAGGCGAGAGCGAGGAAGAGGACGAGAAUACCGACUGGGGCGACUACUAGCUACGCACAAAGAUCGUUUAACAGUGGUUGGUUUUCUGCCAAGGUUGAUAGUUCUUCAACGUAGUGGUCGAAGGUCG